GUCCCUAACUCAAUGGAAAUACGGCAGCGUCGGCGCCGCAGCUAACGCAGAAAACCAACGCAUUAGAGGAAAAUCCCGGAAACCGCGAGCAACCCUGAACAAGAGGUGAAGAAGAAGGAAAAAUGGCAACCGGCGGCCCAGGGAAGAACCCUAAGAAGGCGAAGCUCUUAGAUCCCCAUUCCAUCAAACACCUCCUCGACGAAUCCGUCAUCGAGGUCGUCAAGGGCCGUGGGUACGUGGAGGACGUGAAGCUCAGCAACUUGAGAUUGCUGAUCGGAUUCAUCAUCAUCGCCAUUGUCCUCCUUGCCCAGUUCUACCGUAAGAAGUUCCCGGAGAAUAGGGAUCUCCUUAUCGCCUGUAUCGCAUUGUAUAUAGUUUUCAAUGGGCUGUUGCAGUUCAUCAGCUACAAGAAGGAGAAGAACGCUAUCCUUUUCACUUAUCCCCCUCCUGGAUCCUUCAAUAGCACUGGGCUGAUUGUGUCUUCUAAGCUGCCAAGGUUCUCUGACAUGUAUACUCUUACAGUAGCCAGUGCAGACCCGAAGUCCAUUUCUGCUAAUAAACCAGUCCAGCUAACUAAGAGUGUGACAAAAUGGUUCACCAAAGAGGGCGUCCUUGUGGAAGGUUUGUUUUUGAAGGAUGUCGAGAGACUGAUUGAUGACUACAAUGGAGAACGAAAGAACAAAUGACCCAGGAUUUCCUGCCUUGAUGGCGACGUGUUGGAGGCUGAUCUUGGGAAGCUGCUGACUUGCUGCCAUCAAUUUUAUAAGAAAUAUCUAUUCCUGAUUUUAUAAAAAAUAUUAUAUUUCAAAAGAGCAUAAUGUGGCCUAAUCAUCAUUUUAUUGGCACACCAAAAUUAUAAAUUUUUAUGACGAUCCUUUUUGAUUUCAAAUUA
Molecule: messenger RNA, 892 nt
Organism: Elaeis guineensis (African oil palm)
Lineage: Eukaryota; Viridiplantae; Streptophyta; Magnoliopsida; Arecales; Arecaceae
Product: signal peptidase complex subunit 2
Biological process (GO): protein targeting to ER
Cellular component (GO): signal peptidase complex; membrane
Source: RefSeq, a predicted model, not a curated record